Messenger RNA from Salvia miltiorrhiza (redroot sage), 1024 nucleotides. Its product is annotated as late embryogenesis abundant protein D-34-like. Lineage: Eukaryota; Viridiplantae; Streptophyta; Magnoliopsida; Lamiales; Lamiaceae. The record is from RefSeq and is a predicted model, not a curated record. The transcript is spliced from 3 exons. Bases 158 to 946 code for a protein of 262 amino acids.
CAUCGAACCCACGCUGUCCUAAAAAUCACCCGCCACAUGUCUUCAUAAUCCGGCCAACACCACACUUCCUUUCCAAUCACAACACUAUUUAAACAGCAAUUUUUUGAGCUGCUGAAUUGGGAAAAAGCAUAUUGUGAGAGCAAAAUUAAGGAUCAGGAUGAGCCAAGAACAACCGGAGAGGCCACAGGCGGCGGAGCAGCCACAGCAGCCCAUCAAGUACGGCGACGUCUUCGACGUUUCCGGCGACCUCGCCGACCAGCCCGUGGCGCCGCAAGAUGCGGCCUUGAUGCAGGCCGCCGAGACCGCCGUGUUGGGGCAGACGCAGAAAGCUGGCCCCGCCGCCGCCAUGCAAGCGGCCGCCACCAUCAAUGAGAGGGCCGGCCUCGUCGGCCACGACGACGCCACCGAAGCCGCCCGCGAGGGAGGCGUCACGGUGGCGGAGACGGAAUUUCAGGGCACUCGUUUAGUCACGGAAUCUGUUGCUGGACAGGUUGUGGGGCAGUAUUAUGAGGCUACGUCGGUGUUGUCGGCGACCGGCGCGGCGCCGCAGGCCAUGGUGACGAUAGGAGAAGCGCUGGAAGCCGCCGGCCGGGCUGCCGGAAACAAACCUGUGGACCACGGCGAUGCCGCCGCCAUUCAGGCUGCGGAAUGCCGAGCCACCGGUUCCAGUCUCGUCGCUCCCGGCGGCCUUGCGGCCGCGGCCCAAUCUGCCGCGGCCUACAACGAUGGUUUCGCCGGGAACGAGGGAAGAGUGAAGCUUGCUGACAUACUAUCGGACGCGGCGGCGAAACUGCCGGCGGACAAGGUGGCGACGCGGGAGGAUGCGGAGGGGAUUAUGAGUGCGGAGCUGCGCAACGAUCCUCAUCGGAAGACGCACGCCGGCGGAGUGGCGGAGGCCGUGGCGGCGGCCGCUACGGUCAAUGAGGAGGGCGAUGCCAAUAUGUGAAUAUUUUGUGUGUAAAGCCAAAUAUGAAUCUAGUAUGUAUAAAUAUGUGACUUUAUUAAUAAUUUUAGAGUUUCUUCA